Molecule: messenger RNA, 2096 nt
Organism: Amphimedon queenslandica
Lineage: Eukaryota; Metazoa; Porifera; Demospongiae; Haplosclerida; Niphatidae
Product: CXXC-type zinc finger protein 1-like
Exons: 8
Coding region: 38-2071 (677 amino acids)
Biological process (GO): positive regulation of DNA-templated transcription
Cellular component (GO): Set1C/COMPASS complex
Molecular function (GO): DNA binding; zinc ion binding
Source: RefSeq, a predicted model, not a curated record
UUAUUGUGGGCGUGACUGGUUAAUUUUAACCCUAAAGAUGGCGUCUGAUGUCGAGUCUGUGAGUAGCUCCAUUCAAAGCCACAGAUGGUCAGGAGAUAGCGAAGAAGAGAGGAAACUAUUUCAAGGAGAAGAAGACGAUGAAGAUGAACUAGAGCGAGGCGGAGAGGGAGGGCUAGAGUCGGAAUACAGCUCUACUGAGGAAGAAGUGAAGUCUCUUGAUGGAGCCAGAACGAGAGACAGAGACCAAAACGUGUUUAGUCCCAGCAGCAGUUCCAGUUUAAACUCAUCCUCAUCAGCAGAAGAACCUGGAAAUAUAUUUUCUCAAGAUUCAAACUCCUUCAGUGCAGAAAUCCUCAACCAGGCAUCAAACUUUAUUUCUUCGCCGCCACGCCCAAAAUCACCGGAAGAAUUAAGCUUGAUACCAGCAUCAGACGAUAUUGGACUACCUGAUGAACUGUUCCCUUUCUCUCCUGGAACCCCACCCACUAACAGCCCAAGCACUUUCGAUAUGGGAAGCAUCGAUCAAUCUCCUCUCCCUCCCUCUCCCCCUCUCUCUCCGUCACGAGGAGAGGUUAUUCUAAAUAAAGAGCAGGAGAGGACUGACGAAAAUAAAGGACAAGUAAUUGCCAUGCCCGAUUCUAAGAAACCUUCUAAAAAUAAACGGAGGUGUGAGGAAUGCGUCAACUGUCUCAACAUGACUGACUGUAGAAAAUGUCGUUUUUGUCGUGACAUGAGAAAGUAUGGAGGGAUAGGUAGACUGAGACAAAAGUGUAUCACUAGACAAUGUAUUAAACUAUCACGGGUACUUGCUCAAGAAAUGUCAACGGGAGGGGCUUCAAAAAGUAAAAUAGGCGUGGCUCCAGAAGAAACAUCAUCAAUGACUCUUAGUAUUAUUACACAAUCCUUGAAAGGCGAUAAAACUGAGGCCAUACCCACCAACGAAUCAAAAGUACAGAGUUUUUAUUCUGAUCCGGACCACGGGGUGGCUGCGUCUAAGAAGACUGCACCUACUAAAGCAGCCAAGAAAAUAACAUCAAAGAAACAAUCGUCAAAGAAGCAAUUGACUCAAACGCAGAAAAGAACUAAAAAGAGAACGAAACAGAAAUACACUUAUGAGAGUAGCAGCGGAAGCGAAGGAGAGUUUGUAUACAGGCCUGUCACCAGGAGGACGCGGGCCAAUGACUCGUGGUUCUAUCAACCACCAAAGAGACUGGAGAAGAGACAGUGUCUCGGCCCAGAGUGCAUGUAUGCUGCAAGGAAGUACUCGAAAUAUUGCAGUGAAGAGUGUGGGGUUGAACUAGCUAUGAGGCGGAUAAAGACACAUUUACCAGAAGCAAAGGAGAAAUGGGAUUUAAACGAAGAGCCAAAAGCAUCGGAACAAAACAGGGAAAAGAUAGCAGAAUUAGAGCUAGAACAGACAAAGAUAAAAGACAGAUUAAAGGUGCUUGAUGAACAAACUGAACUUAUCAAUGAUCAUGUGUUAAGAAUGAAAGGCAUCAAGCAACAAGAGAAAGAACUUCAUACUGAUAUCACUGAAUCAGAUGAUUUAACUAUUUACUGUGCAACAUGCAGUAAGCCAAUCAUGCUAAAGAAGGCCCUAGUUCAUAUGGAGAAAUGCUUCAAUAAAGUAGAGGGUAUGGUAUCUUUUGGUUCAAUAGUCAAGAAUGAAGGUAUUAAUAUUUUCUGUGACAAGUACGACAGCUCCCAGGGAACUUACUGUAAGAGGUUGAAGGUUCUUUGUCCUGAGCACACCAAAGAGCCAAAGGUUGCACCACACGAGAUUUGUGGGUGUCCAUUGGAAUCGGAUUUCCCUGGAAAGAAGAAAGUUUGUUCAGUUUUCUGUCGUUCGUUAAAGGAGAGCUGCUCUGUCCAUUACUGCUGGGAGAGGUUGAGGAAAGCUGAGAUUGACCAGGAGAAGCUAAACCUGUAUUUAAAGCUUGAAGAGCUAGGAGAGCAAAUGAGACUAUUACAAUGGCAGCUAAGCUAUAGGAAAUCACUAAUGGCCAUAUUACUUCAUCACACUGUUGACCAUUCAAAAGACAGGAGCACUUUUACUACUAAUGUUCAAUAAAAAUUUAAUUUAUAUUUAGAUACCA